This is a messenger RNA of Trichomonas vaginalis G3, 2229 nucleotides long. Its product is annotated as histone deacetylation. Gene Ontology annotation, biological process: negative regulation of transcription by RNA polymerase II. Gene Ontology annotation, molecular function: transcription corepressor activity. NCBI's taxonomy places the organism in Eukaryota, Parabasalia, Trichomonadida, Trichomonadidae. The coding region runs from base 1 to 2229 and encodes 742 amino acids. Gene Ontology annotation, cellular component: histone deacetylase complex; chromatin. The record is from RefSeq and is a predicted model, not a curated record. The transcript has a single exon.
AUGCGCGAUUCUGAUUUAAUUGGGCUUAUAAACUCAGUACAACUAACUCUCAAGGAUGCAAAGUACAAAAGUGAUCAAGUUCUCACCGUUUUAUGCAUGUAUGCUGAGGGAAAAAUUGAGCGCCAACUCUGCGUUUAUAUUAUUUUCUCUCUUUUGCGUACAACACCAGAAUUACAGCAACAAUUUGCCGAAAUCGUUGAAGAACCACCGCCACCAGCAACAAACACAGGCGCUUUCAUUCAUGACAUUUUCAUCAACACAAUUAUCGAGUUUGAACUGUGGCCAGGAACGGUUGACCGUUUCUUGCACAGGAUGCGUGACGUAUUUGUCGGAAAAAUAUCACUUUUCGACACAUUUAUCGAUCUAGAAUACAUCAAGCCAACAUCAGGUCCAUUUUGGCUUCUUUGGGACAUUUUCGAACCAAUUUCACAAACAAAUCACUUCAUACAACUGAUUUACGAUGGAUGCGUUGAUUCAACGCUUAUUCCUUUGCAUUUGAAAUACGAUAUUAAGCCUUCAGAGUUUGAUAACGAUCCAUCACUCGUUACACCAGAUUCCAUCAUAGCAUCUGAUCUCGUGUGUACCUACGAGAAAGAUAUCAAACCAGCGUAUCGUCCAAUUGGUCCAAGUCGCAUAGGCAGUUAUGGCUUGCUUGUACGCAGCCUUGUUAACUGCAAGUGCUCAGGACGUCAUGUCAAGGAUUUUGAAGUCCUAAAUGACAGAUGGGCGACAGGAGCUGCUGGAUUAGACGUCAUUUUCUGUGCUGUCCGUAAAAAUCAAUACGAAGAGAGGUUGUUUAUGAAUGAAGAUGAAAGAAUCGAGCUUGACGUUCGAAUUUCAAGGAUGAGAAAUACAAUGCAGCAUCUUUAUACGCUUUACACAGCUCUUUCAGAUCCAAACUCACAAGAAGCGAAAGAUAUUGUCAUUGAUGAGAAGACAUUCCCCAAGUAUAACCUUACAGAACUAGAUAUGUAUACUAUUUCCGAAAUAUUCGGUUACGACAGACUAGAAGAAUUUUCAGACAGAAUCAGACGCAAACCACUCGAAAUUUUACCAAUCAUACGAACAGAAAUCGAAGAAAAAAUUACAUCUCUUACAGAAUUCCGACGAUCAAAGGAAGCGGAGUACUACGACCUUAACAAACGUAAUAGUCGCCGCUCCCUCGACGUCAGACAUGAACCACAUGUUACUCCAAACGUUAACAUUGAAGAUCCAAUGGCAAAAUUACGGAAUGGCCAAACAGCCAAGGAGUCAUUCCGUCGCGAAAUCAUCGAUACAGUUGGUGAGAUCCUUAUAAAGUCCGCCCAACAAACAGUUUCCAAACAACAAUCAGAUAAUGUUGAAUACAUCGUUGGUUACGUCAAAAUCGUACUCGGAGUUCUUCAAGCUCCAGAACUAACCCGCCAACUCGUCUUCCACGCGUAUCCUGCUACAACGGAAUCUGAUAAUUUCGACAAAAGACAGUUUUGCCUCACUCCCGACAUGUACAGGUUCAUGAACCUCUACUACCUUAUCUGCGAUUGUGUCUACCACAUCAACAGCCAAGCCGCGUCAUCUCCUCUCAACGAUGGCGCUUCAGUUCGUGGUUUACAAGUUGCUGUUAAACUUGGCCACAUUUCUGCUUCGAAUUUGGCACCAACACGAACUGAAAUUCUCCAAGAAUCAAUUCCACAGUGUGUUGCCAGUGGAAAAUCCACUCCAACGCUUGAUUCUUUGUUCGAUAUGCCACAGCCAUUUGUUUUGAACUCAUUAGAUUCACUUAGAAAGGCAAUUCACAUGUUUAUAAAGAUUGCCAAUCAGUGCUGUUCUGAUGAGCUUAGUUCAAAGAUCGUUGAGGCCGUGAGAAUACCAAAGAACACUGUCUACAACGCGUAUUGCUGUGAGAACUUGUCACAGAAUUUGUAUGUAAAAUGCGAUGUGACACAAAAAGACACAAAAAUCAGUUUGAUGUACAAAGCUGAAGUUCCAAGACUGUUCAAAGUAACAAGAGGAAUGUCUAUUAAAUGUCUGAGAGGAUUCGGACCUGUUGCUUUGCCUCAUUCUUUGAUUACUGAGAUGCAAACUAAUUUACUCGGAACAAGGAGAUGCAAAGGACAGAUAAGAAAAAGUUUUGGUUCAAGACCUGCUGCAAACUCAAUCAUGUUCAGACUUGGCGUUGAAGGAGUUGAGAUCUAUGAUAAGGGUUCGGAUUUGAUAAAACCAAGAGAGAAUCCACAAAUAGGUAAUUAA